AAAGCAAGCUGCGAGUUCCUAAAAUUCAUAAAUUCUCACUCAAGCAUAACUCGUGAUGAAAAGGAUUGCGGUGUACUCUUGCUGCUUUGUGCAAUUCUAACUCCAGUUAAAAUAAAGAAGACGCACAAGCCAUCUAUUCUUGAUGCACAAAAGGAACUGGCGCUGUUUGUAACAUGCCCGAGUGACAUCUCCAGGAAGAUUGCUGUAAUGCGGAGUGAGUACCAAGAGCAAAAAUUGUCCAUACAGCCGAAAUUGAUAAUUGUUGGCGAAUAUGAUACAACAAAGCUCCAGUUUCAACCUUUCGACGAAGUCAAAUACAAGAUGGGCAGUAUACGAAAAGCAGUUGACACAAUAAUAAAAUUGUGUUUUGUUUUCAACAUUGAGUACUCAAAGAUCACUAGACAGAUAUGGAGGUUCCUUCAGGAAUAUUUUUAUCAAAUUGAUUCACCUGAGACUUCACCGGCAAUCCGUAAUUUGUGUAACAAAUUGGCAUAAAAUGCCUUUUUCUUGCUUCGAAUGUGAACUAGAA
Lutzomyia longipalpis is the source of this 529-nucleotide messenger RNA. RefSeq lists its product as uncharacterized. The transcript is spliced from 3 exons. The record is from RefSeq and is a predicted model, not a curated record. Lineage: Eukaryota; Metazoa; Arthropoda; Insecta; Diptera; Psychodidae. The annotation marks the transcript as partial.